Closterium sp. Naga37s-1 is the source of this 1134-nucleotide messenger RNA. The record is from the annotation of a GenBank genome assembly. NCBI's taxonomy places the organism in Eukaryota, Viridiplantae, Streptophyta, Zygnematophyceae, Desmidiales, Closteriaceae.
AUGGCCGACCGCGUCCUUGUGCUACAGAACCCGAUCACGGUGUUCUUUGCCUUGACCCAGGGCUUGUCGAAGGCGGACAAGAAGAAGGUGGAGAAGUUGCGCCUGCCAGAUGAGCAGUGGGACUUGUUGAAGGACUUGAGGACAUUUCUCAGCCCCUUCAACAAUGUCUCCAAGGUAGCUGAGGGGACGGCGUACCUGACAGUGUCGAUGGUGGUGCCGUAUUACAACGGCCUCAUCGACGCCAUGGAGUCGCACCUGGCCAAGGGGCUAUCGGCGACGCUGCGGCUGAUGAACGAGAAGGCGCUUGCAACAUUGAAGAAUAUCUCCCUAGUCGCCGACGACUUGCGGCGCGUCAGCAGGUACUUGUCCGAGCGGGUGCGGUGCGACGUGUCAGCGCUAGAGUACUGGCGCACUGCUACCAACAUGGAGACGCUGAAGCGGAUGGCCAGGGAUUAUCUCGCCAUCCCUACCACGUCUGUUGCGAGCGAGCGUGUGUUCUCGCUGGGCCGCAACCUCAUCUCCUGGAAGCAGCACCGCCUGAACUCUGAGAGGUCGCGAGCCUGCAUGAUUCUUAGAUCGUGGUAUGGCUCGCACCCUGGCCAGAGGAUCGGCGAGGGCCGCCGACCGAGAGGGGUCGCACCACUGGAGAUCGCUAUUGAGGGCGAUGUGGCGGAGGAGGAGGAGGAGGAGGAGGAGGAGGAGGAGGAGGAGGAGGAGGAGGAGGAGGAGGAGGAGGAGGAGGAGGAGGAGGAGGAGGAGGAGGGGGGGGGGGGGGAGGCGGGCGCAGCUAAGAGUGAGGCUGGUGGUGUUGGUAGUGGGGAGGAAGACAGGGAAGAGCACCGCCUGAACUCUGAGAGGUCGCGAGCCUGCCUGAUUCUUAGAUCGCGGUAUUGCUCGCACCCUGGCCAGAGGAUCGGCGAGGGCCGCCGACCGAGAGGGGUCGCACCACUGGAGAUCGCUAUUGAGGGCGAUGUGGCGGAGGAGGAGGAGGAGGAGGAGGAGGAGGAGGAGGAGGAGGAGGAGGAGGAGGAGGAGGAGGAGGAGGAGGAGGAGGAGGAGGAGGAGGAGGGGGAGGCGGGCGCAGCUAAGAGUGAGGCUGGUGGUGUUGGUAGUGGGGAGGAAGACAGGGAGUAG